This is a messenger RNA of Microtus oregoni (creeping vole), 866 nucleotides long. It is a transcript of the gene Il25, whose product is annotated as interleukin 25. The record is from RefSeq and is a predicted model, not a curated record. Gene Ontology annotation, molecular function: cytokine activity. The transcript has 3 exons. Lineage: Eukaryota; Metazoa; Chordata; Mammalia; Rodentia; Cricetidae. Gene Ontology annotation, cellular component: extracellular region. Bases 1 to 498 code for a protein of 165 amino acids.
AUGUACCAGGUUGCUGCUUUCUUGGCUGUGAUCGUGGGAACCCACACGGCCAGUUUGCACACCCAGAGUGACUGCAGUCACUGGCCCAGCUGCUGCCCCAGCAAAGAACAAGACUCCACUCCGGAGUUGCUGACGUGGAACACUGCCUCAUCUCUCCGAGAGCUUAAACAGCGCACACAAUCCUGCAGGGCCAGCAGUGAUGGGCCCCUCAACACCAGGGCCAUCUCUCCUUGGAGCUAUGAGUUGGACAGGGACUUGAACCGGGUGCCCCAGGACCUGUACCACGCGCGCUGCCUGUGUCCACACUGUGUCAGCCUGCAGACAGGCUCCCACAUGGACCAAAAGGGCAACUCAGUACCAAUCUACCACAACCAGACGGUCUUCUACCGGCGGCCAUGCCACGGACAGCAAGGUUGCCAUCAUGGCUACUGUCUGGAGCGUAAGCUCUACCGCGUCUCCUUAGCUUGUGUGUGUGUGCGGCCCCUUGUAAGCUCUUAGUCACGCUUGCCACCUACCUGAGGCUGAUGUCUUGCCGCAGCGGGCCAGGGUACCUGAGCACUCAAGCCCUCCAGAGCUCUACUGAAGCACCAGGGUCCUGGGACAAGAUGGAGAACUUGGGGAGAAACCCCCUACUUUUGCACUUUCAGAAAGAACUUUUGGGAAGGAGCAGCUUAGUUUCCGUUUGUGGCUGCUGGAAGAUGCUGUCAUGGCCUUCCCUCUCAGAAGACAUCUCCAAGGGGCCUGCUGACCCCGGAAGCCACACUACUGACUCCUCCUUCCCCCUGACUUUCCCUGCCCAGCACAGGCACUUUCUCCACAUUUCCCCCUUUGCCCUUCAUUUUGUUUGCUUGUGAAUACUGACUCUG